GGCCCCGCCUUGCCGGGCCUCCGCAUGGGAAGCGGGCGCGCGUCACGGCUCGUGCGCAGGCGUGGCCAGGCCGCCGGGGCGGUGGGUUCUGAGGGGAGAGCGCAUGGGCAGACAGACGGCGCGUCCGUGUGUCCGGAGCGGCGGGGCCGAGCGGGCGCCAUCUUCCCGGCUCCCUGAGGGGCGUGCUGCUUCUGAGGAGGCUGCGGCGGCGAGGAGUGCCCGUGUGUCCGACUCGGCAGCCGUGCCUCCAUGUGGUGGUGUGUGUGCGCUUCGCAGCGAUCUUGAGAGCGAAGAUCUCGAAGGAUUUCCUAGUUAAGUUGCUUUUACAGAAUUAACAGGUCUCCAAGAAAAAAAAAAAUUAAAAAGGUCAUUAUUGCUGUGGUUUGAGCUCAGCAUGGCUGUAGUCAUCCGUUUACUGGGGCUUCCUUUUAUUGCGGGGCCUGUGGAUAUUCGUCACUUCUUCACGGGAUUGACUAUUCCUGAUGGAGGAGUGCAUAUAAUUGGAGGGGAUGUAGGGGAGGCUUUUAUUAUCUUUGCAACAGAUGAAGAUGCAAGACGUGCUGUAAGUCGUUCAGGAGGGUUUAUCAAGAAUUCAUCGGUAGAGCUCUUUCUUAGUAGCAGAGCAGAAAUGCAGAAGACCAUAGAAAUGAAAAGAACUGAUCGCGUAGGAAGAGGGCGACCAGGAUCUAGGACAUCAGGGGUUGGCGGCCUGUCUGAUUUUGUUGAGGCUGUUGAGGAAGAAGAAAAUAAAUCUGGAUAUGGCUCUUCAGUUAAUCAAGAUGCUAGGUUUCAUGCUAACGGUACGGGACGUGGUGAUCCUAGACCAAAAAAGACAAGGCCACUGAAGGCUGAGAAUCCUUACUUGUUUCUGCGAGGUUUGCCUUACUUGGUGAAUGAAGAUGAUGUACGAGUCUUUUUCUCUGGUUUGUGUGUUGAUGGAGUAAUUUUCUUAAAACAUCAUGAUGGCCGAAACAAUGGUGAUGCCAUAGUAAAAUUUGCCUCAUGUAUUGAUGCUUCAGGAGGUCUUAAAUGUCACAGAAGUUUUAUGGGUUCAAGAUUUAUCGAAGUCAUGCAAGGCUCAGAAAGACAGUGGAUUGAAUUAGGAGGCGACGCAGUUCAGGAAGAUGGUGUUCCUGCGAGCUCUGAUGAACAUUCUUCAGCAAGAGGAACUGAUAGACAUUUCCGGAAACGGUCUCAUCCAGAAUCUCCCAGAACACGCUCUCGUUCCCCUCUUGGAUUUUAUGUUCACUUAAAAAAUCUGUCCCUUAGUAUUAACAAAAAAGAUUUAAGAAAUUUCUUUAGAGAUACUGAUCUGACUAAUGAACAGAUUCGAUUUCUAUAUAAGGAUGAAAGAAGGACAAGGUAUGCCUUUGUGAUGUUCAAGACUCUGAAAGACUAUAAUACUGCUUUAACUUUGCAUAAGACUGUUUUACAAUAUCGUCCAGUUCUUGUCGAUCCAAUUUCUAGAAAACAAAUGCUGAAGUUCAUUGAAUAUUAUGAAAAGAAGAGACCAGGGUUAACAGGAAAAGAGAGGUCUGGACGUGUUUCACAAAAAAAUUCUCAAGAAGGCUCUUCUGGCCAGAAACUCUGCAUUUACAUGAGAAACUUUCCAUUUGAUGUAACUAAAGUCGAAAUACAGAAAUUCUUUGCAGACUUUUCCCUUGCUGAGGAUGAUAUUUACUUGCUUUAUGAUGACAAAGGUGUUGGUCUGGGAGAAGCACUGGUGAGAUUUCAGUCUGAAGAACAGGCGAUGAAAGCUGAACGUUUAAACCGGCGGAGGUUCUUGGGAACAGAGGUUUUACUAAGACUUAUAUCUGAGGCACAAAUGCAAGAGUUUGAAGUAAAUGUCAUGUCCGGUGAGAAAACACAAAGCUGUUCACCGGCGCAUGACCGAGAUGACCGCCCCCAUGUAUCUGGCUCCAGAGAAGCACCGGCGUACUCAUUCGGCUCAUCGGAAAGCUUUAGGCAUCCCCAGAGGGAUUCCCAGCACCUUCCAGAAGACUUCAGGCGUUCCCCGGAGAACUUCAGACCCUCUCCGGAGGAUUUCCGGCAUCGGCGGGAGGAGGAUUUUCGGCGUUCGAGGGAGGAAGACUGGAGACGGCCAGAUGAGGAGGACUGGAGAUGGUCAGCGGAGGAGGAGGAGGAGGAAGAGGAGGAGGAGGAUUUCGGGCGGCUUCCAGAAGGAGAUUUUCGGCGGCCACCCGAGGAGGACUUGAUGCCUUCUUGGGAAGAGGAUUCCUGGUGCCCUCCGGAGGACAGCUUCAGCCAGCCUAGGGAGGAGAACUUCAGGCGGCCUCCUCAUGGGGAAUGGAGGCGAGCACCUGAGGAGGAAUUCAGGCAAGCCCCUGAAGAGGACUCCCGGCGGCCCCCAGAGGAGGAUUUCAGACGUUCCCCCGGGGAAGAGGUAAGGCGGUCGCCCCCUGACCAUUUCCGGCGGUCGCCCCUUGACCAUUUCCGGCGGCCACCUCAGGAACGUUUCCGGCGACCACCACCAGAGCACUUCAGGAGAGCACCGCCGGAGCACUGCAGGAGAGCACCACCGCCGGAGCACUGCAGGAGAGCACCAACUCCGGAGCACUGCAGGAGAGCACCUCCGCCGGAGCACUGCAGAGCACCACCACCGGAGCACUCCAGGAGAGCACCGCCGGAGCACUGCAGGAGAGCACCAACCCCGGAGCACUGCAGGAGAGCACCGCCGGAGCACUGCAGGAGAGCACCUCCGGAGCACUGCAGAAGGCCGCCCCAGGAACCUUUCAGACGCCCCCCUCCGGAACAUUUCAGACGCCCCCGAGAGGAAGAGUUCAGACAUGUGCCCGAUGAAGACUUCAGGGACCCUGCUGAUGAAGACUUUGGGCUCUCUCCUGACGAGGACUUCCGGAGCCCUCAGGAAGAAGACUUUAGACACCCUUCUGAUGAGGACUUCAGACAGCUCCCUGAGGAAGACCUCAGGGAUGGCCCUGAGAAGGAUCCCGGGCUUCCAGAAGGCGGUAGGCCCCCUGGUGAGGCUUUUAGGAGCGCGGCUGGUGAUUUUAGAAGUCAUCGUCCUUUCGUGAAUUUUGGUCGUCCGGAAGGCGGCAAGUUUGAUUUUGGAAAACAACGCAGUGUGGGAGGUUUUCCUGAGGGGAGGUUUAUACCUGAUCCAAAAUUAAAUUAUGGUUCAAGUAGAGGAACGCCCAUUAAGAUAAUGAAUCUUCCAUUUAAGGCUAAUGUUAAUGAAAUUUUAGACUUUUUCCAUGGUUAUAGAGUGAUAACCGAUUCAGUUUCAAUUCAGUAUAACGAGCAAGGAUUACCUACAGGGGAAGCCAUUGUUACUAUGAUAAACUAUAAUGAAGCCAUGGCUGCUAUUAAAGAUCUGAAUGAUAGGCCAGUUGGCCCCCGCAAAGUUAAGUUAAUGUUACUCUAGCGACUAUAUAUUUAAAUUGUUACCAUCUACAGUAUUGGUGCAGUAAAAUGCAUUUUUUUAAAAAAAGUUUACGUGUAAUUAUCUAGUGAAGGGAAGCAUUUAAUUUUGAACUGUGAAACAAAAAAUGUAAAUAGAAUUUGACUUUUGGGCUUGGAAAUUAGUGUUCAUUUUUUUCUAAUUUAGAACUACAUAUGCCCUUUUCUUUGAAAGAGAUAAUUGAUUCCUUGAGUUCAGUAACUUUUGUUGAUGUUACGGAUAAAUUUCAAGACUUGUGUAGAGUUGUGUUUGUGAAAGAGUUUCCAUUCACUUUCAUUCUGUAGUCUACACCUUUUAACUCCUUUUGUGUAAGGAGAUGGUCAGUGACUGUUCAGGUUUAGCAUUUUCAUUGCUACUUGCCUUCAAAAUCAAUGCCCACUUUCUUGUCUGAGAUACUGUUUUAAGCUUCCUGUUAAUUACAAAUAGUUCAAAAUGGACAGACUGUGAACUUGAAUAUACUUAUGUGAAACACUUAGGUGAUUCUCGAAGUUCCCAUGUUCAUAACUUUGCAGUUUUAUAAAAAUAAAAGUAUUACAACUGAAUAGAGCAACUAGUUAACUUGUGUUUAUAUAGAAAGAAAAAAGAAUUGCAGCUCAAUAUUAUGAGGUUUUUUCCAACUGCUUAUGAUGGGUGGGACCAAACAUUGUAUAAUAGUGAUGUGCAAUACUUUUGUUUCUUCAACAUUUUAUUAAUAUAUUGAUAAAGACAAAGUACUAAAAAAAUAAUAAUAUAAUUUUAGGUCCAAGGAGACUUUCUUCUCCUUUUUCCUCCCAGGCAGUUCUCUGACAAAUAGAUAUAGUUUGUUUUCAAGGAAGAAUUUAUUAAUGACAUAUAUAACUUGUAUGUUUUUUAGGUUCUUAUUUUUUAGCUUCAAAACUUGAUGUCCGUUCAGAGACUCAGAAACAACUGUAAGACUUGAGAGAUUGGAUUUUGAUUUAAUAGUUAACAUUUAAUGUAGACAUUUUACAAAUUUGGUUUGAUUUUCUAUACCCAUGUCUACUGUUUACUGGAUACUUAUUAUAUGUUAGGCACUAUAAGCACUUUAUAAACUUAUAUCCCUUAAGAAGUACAGGGCUUAUUAUUACCUCUAUUUCACCAGUGAGAUUGAUAGCCCAGAUAGGCAAAGGCUCCAGUUCAUGCUCUUAAUACAUUUGCUGCCUCAUUUUGUUAAAUUGUAUCAAUUUUAGUAAAACCAUGCUGCAAACAUUUUGAAGGGUAAGUCAUAUCUUACCACCAUUUCUACUUUAAAAAUACAAUUAGAAAAGAUAAAGCUAGAGUGUUCAAACAUUGCUAAUAAAACACCAAGUGAGUAAGA
This is a messenger RNA of Ochotona princeps (American pika), 4754 nucleotides long. It is a transcript of the gene RBM12B, whose product is annotated as RNA binding motif protein 12B. The record is from RefSeq and is a predicted model, not a curated record. Gene Ontology annotation, cellular component: nucleoplasm; ribonucleoprotein complex. The coding region runs from base 395 to 3403 and encodes 1002 amino acids. Gene Ontology annotation, molecular function: RNA binding. NCBI's taxonomy places the organism in Eukaryota, Metazoa, Chordata, Mammalia, Lagomorpha, Ochotonidae. The transcript has 5 exons. Gene Ontology annotation, biological process: regulation of RNA splicing.